UUUUCGUGUGGGUGUGGAAUUUCAAACAUACAACACUAUUCACUUUGUGCACAUGUUUUUGGUUUUUGUAACGUUGGCAACGCUAACCUGUUUCUAUUUUCAUAUGUAUCAGUUGCAAAAUUGUUCACUCACUGGCUGACCGUUCCCCGUGCUUGAGGAAUAGUGUGAUAUUGAAACGGGCGAAAGUUAAACGGCGACUGACUUAUUUAAUGAUAUGUCAAAAAUUUUAUUCACUAGUUUCUGGCAGAAAUAAGUAAAUAUUUCAAGCGAAAAUCGUGCUGAAUUAUUACCGAAGUUAAUCUAAGAAGAUAAUUCAUGAAACGACAAUUGAAUUUUGCUAAAAAUCGAACGGGUAAACGUGAGGAUAAUUGAUUAAAAUCUGAUUUUGGUGAAGUGAAAAAAGUGGUAGUUGCUACAUCACACGCAGCAAGGCUAUAUAGAGAAAAAAAGAAAUUUGGCAUAUAAAGAAAAAUGAAAAUAUUCGUAUGCUGCUAAAUAUAAAACUGCGCUCAAUUUUUCGCAAUACAUACUUUUAUUGAAAGUGCAUUUUGUGAAAAAAUUCUAAUUUUGUAAAAGUAACAUGAUUAGAAGAAAAAUUAAAAACAACAUAUUACUACAAAAACCAUCAUAACUAUAACGAGAAAAAAAAAAACUACGAAAAACGACCACGUACAGAAUAGAGGAUAAACGUUGUACAAGGCAAUAAUUUCGAGGGACGAGCACAAAGAAAGAUAAGGCAAUUGAAUAAAAGAGAACUAGAAUUAAGUCAUUCAAACGACACUGCUACGUCGCUAGCGAUUGCGGCAGCGGUUUUUCAACUGCUUGCUACGUACAAAAUUAAAAGCAGCAGCGUUGGAACCGCGAAUAGACUACAAAAUUUUGUACCGAUCAAGCGGAAAGGUUAAAAUAACGACUGAGAGGGAACGGAGAGCUUGGGCAGUGACAGCAAAAGACGGAGGCGGUGGCUGUCAGUCCAAAACUUUUGCUUCAAAGACAAUGAAUUUUAUGAGAAAUUAAAGUAGUUAAUUAAAUCAAAAAUACAACGAAGAGUUUCGUAGUAACACAUUAAAAUAAAUAGUAAAGUUAAGGGAGAAUAUUAAAUUUUCCAAAUAAUAAAGCGCGCACUAUACGUACACCUUGUGCGUAAGUGCGUGCGUUCAUACGGUCAGCCAAGUCGCAGCUGCAACGAUAAAGCAAUAUAGUAAAAGUGAACGUUAAAACCUUAAAACAGAUUGCACAAAAUGGAAUAUCUAUGGGGCGGUUACGUUUAUAUGAAUGGGGAUGCAGUGAAGUUACAACCACCUGUUGCUAAUACCUUAUAUGCCCAUGUACCCGUCGAGACGGCAAUGUUAGCCACAACCAAUUUAUACGCUCCGACAACUCAACUGACAGCUCAAACGGCUACACAUAUUCCAUUAAUAGCGACCACAGCCCCACAACCGCCACAUCCGCAAACAUUGCAAGUGGCUGCAGCACCGCCACCACCCACACAACAUCAACACCAACACCAGCACCCACAGCUGAUAACACAUACCCAUCCACACGCGCACACACAUACACAUAACGCAGCUGUCGCUGCCGCGGUAGCCGCCCCACACACACAACAACCACCCACUGCUGGUGCCACUAUACAAACGGUGCCAACUGCCACCCAUCAGACCGCACAUUUACAAUACGCUCAUCAGCCACAGCCAAUAGCUCAAGUUGCUACGGGUGGCACAACUGUAACUACAAUUGACAGUGCAGAAUACGCAGCCGCCGUUAUGAAUGGAACGAUUGCCCAGGACGGUACUACCGUCUGCUAUGGUCAACAAGAGGAGCUAUCCAAUGUGGCUGCUGGAAACAAUUUAAUGGCUGUGGAUGUUUCGAUGACAGGCACACCGACAUCGGUAGGAACUCAUCAAGCACAUACACAACAUGCCGUUGUUGUGUCAAAUGGGCCACAUCAGACACAACAACAACAAAUAAAUAGUGGUAAUAAUAUCAAUACAGUUGACAAUUCCGGCAUACCAUUGGAUCAACUGAAACAAAUGCUGUCCACACAGUUGGAAUACUAUUUCUCCAGGGAGAAUUUAGCAAAUGACACAUACCUUUUGACACAGAUGGACAGUGAUCAGUACGUGCCUAUUAUUACCGUGGCAAAUUUUAAUCUUGUAAAAAAGCUUACAAAGGAUAUUAAGCUUAUUACAGAUGUGCUAAGAGAAUCACCGAAUGUGCAGGUUGAUGAAGAUGGAUUGCGUGUGCGUCCAAAUCAUAAGCGUUGUAUUAUAAUAUUAAGAGAAAUUUCUGAAAAAACCCCUGUCGAAGAGGUUAAGAAUAUUUUUAAUAACGAUAAUUGCCCAAGAGUAAUAUCAUGCGAGUUUGCGGGCAAUAACUCCUGGUACAUAACAUUCGAAUCGGACGAAGAUGCACAGAAAGCGUUUAAAUAUCUCCGUGAAGAUGUCAAAAUGUUCAAAGGUAAGCCAAUAAUGGCUCGAAUGAAGGCGAAACCAUUUAUCAAUAGACUUCCGAUUGCACCAGUACCAUCCCUAAAGAACGGUUAUCGUUUAACGUCGCCCCCGGCUGCCGUAUAUGAUCCGAAUACCGCAGCAACAGCUGUUGCAUAUAAUGCAACUCCACAGCGUUUUGUUUAUGCUACAAAUGGUGCCGCAAUGACACAAGCAUCAGUUCCCUAUAAUACGCCAGUGUUAUUCCAGCCUUUCAAUCAACAGCAAUUUUACCCAAGCAUUGUUACAACCACACCGUGGCCACCGGCGGCUGCUGCCGCUGUAGCAGCAGCCGCUACCACUGGUCACAAUCAAAACUUCUAUGAAAUCGGCAAUGUAUUUGCUAAUGGCUUGGCACCGCAGGCGACAGUACCAGCUACUUAUACAGCGCAACAAGCGGCCACACCUUUGAUGUCCUCAUCGAAGGGACCAAGCGGCGGUGGUCGUUAUAAUAACCAUCGCAAUAAUAGUAGCGGUGCUGGAGGUGGUGGACGCAACAAAAUACGUGGCAACAAUGCACAACAACAGGUGCAACAACAACAACAGCAACAGCAACAAACACAGCCUUUGCCGGGUAUGAUCGCAACGCUCGGCAAUGUUGUUGGUAGUUUGGUGAGUGUCGUACCAGCAAUAGUCGAUCCCUUGCAACAACAACAGCCACAGGCUCAAUCUCAACAUAAAAUGCAACAAGCGACAUCAAGUCAAGUGCAGCAGCAGCAGCAACAACAGACGCAACAAUCCCAACAACAAACACAAAACACCAAUACCACCAGACACUAUGGUGGUAUAAAAGCUAGUGGUGGCGGUAUGAACAAAUCAUCAUUGGAUAAGUCAUAUGGAGGCGGCGGCAUGUCAAGUCACAUACAUUUCGGCUCGCAAUCACAAUCGAAUGCUGGUCCACCUCACCAUCACUCAUCCUCAGUGCAAUUGCAACCACAACAGCAACAGCAAUCAAACACAGCUGCUACUGGUACACAUUUACAACAAAGUCACUACCAGAUGCCUUCCUCGACCGCAGCAGUAGCGGCAGCGGCAAACACUUCUUUGCAGCACACUUCCUAUUCACAUGGUACGCCGACAGUGUCGGUGCAGCAGAGUCAUCACCAUCAUCAACAGCAACAGCAGCAACACGUGCAACAAAGUUUGCAUGGGCAGCAUGUUUCCGAUAUUCAAGAUGAUGGUAGUGUUAUCGUUUAUGAUAUGCUGCCAAAACAGCAGCAGCAGCAAUCGGCACAUCCCCAUCAACAGCAGCAUCAGCAACAAUCACAACAAAACAGUCAAAACUUUUAUGAUGAUGGUGUUAUCGUUUAUGAUAUGCUGCCAAAACAGCAGCAGCAAUCGACACAUCCUCAUCAACAACAGCAACAACAACAUAGCCGAAGCAACUUGUCAAGUUCCACAUCGUCGCUGGCGACGUCAUCGUCGGUUGGUGUCGGUGGGGUGGGGAAGGAACAGCCAAUACAUUGGACACAACCGCGUCAUCGACGUCGAAGACGUGACGAUGAUGGCAACGUUAUGACAUAUUCGCCAACCACUAGACUUGGAGGCGCAGGCGGCGGCGGCGGCGGAGGUGGAGUAAGCGGUGGGCAGCAAACCUACAUUGGUGGUAGCUCAUCGUCACAUCAUCAAGCACAGCAGCAACAACAACAUCAACAACAACAACAGCAGCAGCAGCAGCAGCAGCAACAACAACAACAAUCCUCAAAUUCCGGCAGUACACUUGCAUUAUCAUCAAAUAACAACAAUAACAGUACAAUGUCAUCUCAAAGUAGUGGCGGCGGCGGCGGCGGUGGUUCCGGUCACCAUAGUCAGCGUGGUGACGGUAUACAUCAUGGUGGUAGCGGCAGUAGCGGCUACAACUCUCAUCGUGACGAGCAUCGUGGAGGUUAUAAGGGAAACAAUUACAAUCCCCAUUACAAUAGCGGUGGCGGUAUGGGCCAUCACUCGCAACAUUCAAGUGCAUCGCAUCAUCAUCAUCAUAGUGGCGGCGGUACAUCGCAGCAACAUCACCACCACCAUUCAUCGUCACAUCAUUCGGGCUCAACGCAUCACUACCAUCACCAUCGCCACGAAGUUGGAAGUAGUAGUGGUGGUGGUAGCGGUGGCUUAAGUGGUGGCGGUGCUAAUAGUGGCCAUGGCAUGAGCGAUCGCAGUAAUGAUCGCAGUGGCGGUCAUGGACAUCACGGUCAACAACAGCAGCAACAGCAGCAUGUGCCGCCGCCACAGCCGCCACAGUUUGACUUAGAAGCGGCCGCAUUUCCACCACUGCCAGCGACCACAGCUUCGUCUUCUUUGGGGUUAUCCGGGGCGAGUUCAACAAAUAGUAGUGGCAAUAAUAGCAACAGUGCAGCAGCGGUGUCUAGUAACAAACAAACUGCUAACUUGACACCACAUCAUCAUCAACAGCAACACCAUCACCAACAGCAGUCUUUCGGCGGUGUCGGCGGCACUGGCACCGGCACCGGCACUGGCGUCGGCAAUGAUGGUAGUGUAAGUGGAAAUAAUGAUGGGCAGUUGCAAAAGACAGCCUAUUUGCAACAGCAGCCACAACAACAAAAAAACAAUCUGUGCUCAAGCCAUUCAAAUGCCUUACAGCAAACAAAUAGUUCCUCAUCGACGGUAACUGGUAUAACAGCGAAUGUUGGUGGCGGCAGUGGCGGUGGCAAUAGCCACCAAAACAACAGUGCCAGUGUUAGUGGUAGUGGUUGGUCAAAUGAAAAUCGUUUGGCUGACGUUGUACGCUCUGGCGCUAAUACUGGUGGUAAUAAUAGCAAGAGUAAAUCCCGAAAAGAUUCCGCCCAUAAUAAUAAACAGCAACAACAAAAUUACCAACAGCGUAAUACAAGCUCUAGUGCCACUAUUAGUCCCACCUCGAUAUCGUCCAUCACCGCCGCAGAAGGUGCUUUUACCGCUGACGAACCGAAUACGGUUGCGACAGCGGCUGCGACAGCGAGUGCGACUGCGACUGCGACUGUGGCAGCACCAGUAGCAGUAGCAUCGAUAAAGUCGAACAACAAAUCGGCAACAUUGAAUAAGCAGAACUUGAAUUCGAGUUCGAAUACAAAUUACACAACCACCGCCUCCUCAUCCAACAACACUGUGAUAAAGUGUCCAACACAAUCCAAUAAUAACAAAAACAACAAUGCCUAUAGUCUAACUGGCGGCAAUGCGUCAUACGACAGUAAUACUGUUGACGAACUUAAGCGGAAUAACCGUAAAUUCCUUGGUGAAAAACCUAUUAACAAGACUGAGGAUCUGUCCGUUUUCAACGCGACACAAGAAACAGGUUGCAAACAGCAACAACAACAUAAUAACCCCCAAGAUAACAAUACGAGUACAGAGUUGCACCAGCCUCAACAUCCCCCAACUCAGCAUGUGCUGUCUUCAUCCUUAACCACGGCCGGCAAUUGUAGUGGCAGCAACAAUAGUGGAUCACAAGCCGUCACAUGCAGCGUAGCAACUAUGACAACAAACUUCGCAGAUUGCAGCCUAAGUAAUCACAAAAAACCGCCAGCAGUGGCAGAUUUAUUAGCCAAAAAGGCGACGCCGAAAGAUGCUACCAAGCAUAAGAAUGCUUCAACAUCUACAAAUACUGCUUCCAUUGAAAAUAUAGUUGCAGCGCAGACUGGCAUACCUAUAACGAAUGCCACUUGCCCAAAUGUUACUCCUGCAGCAGCAGCAGCAGCAGGUAAUAAUAGUUCACGCUUAAGUUAUGCGCAAGUCGCUCAACACCACAAAGAACGUUCCGCCACAGAUGUUGGAAACAGCAAGGAGAAUUCUGCCUCGGGCCAGGCAUCGCCAGUGGCUCUGCCUAAUAAAAACGAAUUAUUAUUAAAUAUAAAUAAAAAUGAGCCUAGUAAUAGCAGUAAUGCUGCGUCUGGCGGAAUAAAUGCUGUUAUUGGAGUGGCGGUUGCGGCGACAGCGACGCCAUCUACACCUAUUGUGGCUUCCCCCCAGUAUGUGGAAAAGCAGAGCGAUAAGUCUAUAAUCUUUGACAAACCACGUGGCGUAACGAACGUGAGUCAAGGAACUUCAAGCGGUGCCGUAGCAAGUAAUGCAGGUAACGGCAGCGGCAAUAGUACAGGUGCUGUGAACAGUGGAAGUAAUGUGGUUACAUUACGCACUGAUAUUUCCAAAGAAAAGGAUGCUUUACGCGAAAAUCGACAAAGUACCGGUAGUAACAAUAGCGGCAGUAGUGGGUUUAGUAGCAGUGGUGCAGUUAGUAAUGUUGCAUCGCCAUCCACUCUAACGACCACAAUUCGCAAUCGUGGUAACGAUGGCAAAGAGAAGAAUGUGCGGGAACGUCAUGACACUGCCGAAAGUAGCAGUAGUGGUCGAAAGUCUGCGCGAAAUUAAUCGUCAGUUUGGUUGAAAGGAGCGAAUACACUUUGCAUAGAAACAGCAUUUCACACGCAUAUAUAAUACACGACAAAGCAUACAUAAGAACACUCCAAACACAUUCUCUCAUCUAAUUGAGAGUAUAAAAUCACACAAAUAGAACAUAUUAUAUGUAUUUAGAAACACACAAACGAAUAAGUUGGCAUUGCGGUACUUUGUGUUCAUGGCAGCAAAUAAGUAAUCACAUUGCAUCGUAAAUUAAUGAAACAAUUUUUAUUUUGUGAUCUAACGUAAUUAAUGCAUACGAAAUCAAAAACAAAUGAACAAAAUACAUUUAGAAAACUAAGGUGAGACAAAAUGAGAGCGUGUUAUGAGUGAAUUUUGUGCGAAAUUCUUUGUGUGUGAUCUACGAAUUUAAAAAAAAAAAAAAAAAGUGAAAGUUGUCAAUGCUGUUCAAUUGCUAAGCUCAUAAACGGUAGUGUUUGACCUAUAACUAUAGUACACACUACCAUUGCUGCACAGUUAUAUUGCUUUAAGAGUGGAAAUAUUGUUUUGAUAAAUGGGGCAGCCGCGCUGCUGAAGGUUCUACAAUACCGCUUUUUAUACUUGCAUGCUACAAACCGCCAAAUUGCUGCAUAAAAACUACCAAUUUACUACUAUGUACUACUACUACUACUACAACUUAUACUACUGAACAACAAUUGUUUUUAUGAUAUUAUAAAAUUUCACGAAUAAUUGUUAUAAGAAAAUAUAAAUCAUGUUAUAGAAGAACAGAAAUAAGCUGUUUUUGGUAAUAAAAAGACGAAACGUGUACCAUUCGUGAAAAAAAUAUAUGUAUAAACAGAGGACCAGACCGAAAUUAUUCGAUUACAAUAAUUAUAAAUAUAUAUAUAUAUAUAUAUAUACAUAUAUAUAAACAAAUAUAUAUAUAACCAAACUUAUACUUAGUUAUUAAGUAAUUGAUGAACGAAUUGUCAAAAUAUUGAAGGAAAAA
Molecule: messenger RNA, 7818 nt
Organism: Ceratitis capitata (Mediterranean fruit fly)
Lineage: Eukaryota; Metazoa; Arthropoda; Insecta; Diptera; Tephritidae
Gene: Larp4B
Product: la-related protein CG11505
Exons: 13
Coding region: 1242-6842 (1866 amino acids)
Biological process (GO): positive regulation of translation
Cellular component (GO): cytosol; cytoplasmic stress granule
Molecular function (GO): mRNA 3'-UTR binding
Source: RefSeq, a predicted model, not a curated record